GAUUAAUCCGUCCGAGCCGUUGACGAAUCACGAUCGUUCGCGACAGGCUCGCACUGUCUCGAGAUUUUGGGGGUUAGUUCACGUGACGACUCGGCAGGCCGACGAUCGGUACGUGAAAGAAUCGGGAGAAGCACUCAGUUUCUGUUUUUGCAUGCCGCGCGAUUGCGUAGAUUCGUGAUAUCAUCGCCUCUAUGUCCCUCAGUACCACAUUCGAAUUUCAAAUAAGUUCCCACGUGUGCACAUUUUUUCGCUCAAACUCUCCAGCCAUUUGCAGCAGUAUCGCCAUCCUAGUCGAACGCGAUCCCGAACGAUUAUUCAUCCCGAGAUGAUGAUAUGCGACGACAAAUAAAGAAAGAAACUAGCAAUGUGCGCAUUUUUUUAAGAGAGAUACAAAAAAAAGAGUGCAGUUUCAGGACAGUUUACUUCAUUGUUUCAAUCAUUGGCUCAUACUCGACGGAUGAGAGAUAACAUAAGUGUGGGGGAUGUAAUGUGAUUUUUCUAGUUGUAGUUGUCUCAACGACUUUAAACCGUGUAGUGAAAGUGUCUUCCAUGUCAGACAAAAGUUGAUAUUAAUUUUUAAAAGGUGAAUAGACAUAACGAUGGUAGAUACGCAACACUUCUGCCUGCGAUGGAAUAAUUACCAGAGCAGCAUUACUUCGGCAUUUGAAAACCUGCGAGAUGAUGAGGAUUUCGUGGACGUCACAUUGGCUUGCGAUGGCAAGAGUCUCAAAGCACAUCGCGUUGUUCUCUCUGCCUGCAGUCCGUACUUUCGAGAGCUACUUAAGAGCACACCGUGUAAACACCCGGUGAUAGUACUUCAAGAUGUUGCAUUUAGCGAUUUGCAUGCACUGGUGGAAUUUAUCUACCAUGGUGAAGUAAAUGUUCAUCAACGCUCUCUUAGUAGCUUUCUUAAAACUGCCGAAGUCCUCAGGGUGUCAGGACUCACGCAACAGGCUGAUCAAAGUGACAGGGAUGAGGUAAGGACGAAUCUCUCGCAUGUUCGUGCGCUGGCUGCUGGUGGCAACCACAUACCUCCGCCUGAAAAGCCGAAUUAUGAGGGUUUCCCUCGAGGAGGUUCACCACCAACUCCUGUAACCCCGACACCUACGACAGUACAACAGUUGCUGCGCAGGGCGCAGAUUCGCAGGAACGAAAGACAUACCCCGGACCCACACGACGAAAGUAUAAAAAGACCCAGGGUAAUAUCACCACCCCUCAACAACAAUGAUGCAACGCCAACGGAUUUUUCGAUGGUCAAAAAUCAUCUGUCGAAUAAAAUUGAGGGAAAUGGCGUUCACGAGGAUAACAGUCCAAUAGAAGAUUCGAUAAAGUGCGAACCUCUGGAAUUGACUGGAGGCAAUGGUGGCACAGGUCCCCACAAUGAGGAUUCUUCGGAUUCUGGCGCGGCGGCAUCGGAUCGACCACCUGCAUCGGCGAGUAGUAACGAGCAUGAACCUGAACCCGAACAUCCACCUACGCCUAAUUAUAUGCAAGAAAGUAAACUUUUUACUUCGACGCCAGGAAGCUUCAAUUUUAGUAUGGCGGCGCUCACCACAGACCAUUCACCAUUGUCAGUGAAAUUUCCAGGUUUGGGUCACGGGUUGCAAACACCGGACUUGGCAGGAACUUCGCAAGGUACGGGCAACGGGAUGCAUCCCGCACCGACGACGCUUUCCUCUGCCGUGUACCGGAUGCCACCGCCGACGGCCGGUGGCAUAAACGAGCCUCAGGAAUGUCCUUACUGCCGACGUACCUUCUCCUGCUACUACUCGCUGAAACGUCAUUUUCAGGACAAGCACGAGCAAUCGGAUACGCUCUACGUGUGCGAAUUUUGCAAUCGCAGGUACCGCACGAAGAAUUCACUGACUACGCACAAGAGUCUCCAGCAUCGGGGCUCCAGCGGUAUGCUAAAAAGGUUGCUCAAGACUUCUGCAAUUAAGAAUGUCCUUGGCAACAUGCAGCAUGUGCAACUGCAGCAGCAACCCCAAUGAAAAUGGUGGUAUCAUCAUGGUCUCCCCGGUCCCACUCAUUACCAUCAGUAUCGUAAUCAGUAUCAUUCAUACCGUCGCCAUUACAACGGUAAUCACAUUACUUGCAACAAUUAUACUCGGGGAAGCCAUGAUAAACCAGGGACGUGGGGAUGAUUUUCGUUGCACGAAAAAGUCUCCACAGAGACUAAUUUCCGUUCGGUGGAAAAAAAUUUUCUGACUUUUUCUAAAGCAACGACCUUGACCUCACUUCGUCGGCAUCAGAUUGAAGGUUAGACCUCACCGAUCUGCGAUUACGUCUUUCCGUUCUUCUACUAAGAAUUCAAGACUGCUUUUAAUCCAAAGAAGAGGGAGGCAUGGACUACUAGGAAGAAUCCAACGAAGAAAAUGCUUAUUAUUAUUUUAAGCAAAGUCAACUUUCGAUUAGGAACAUUCCAAACACCCACCUUGGGUGAUUAUUCGACUUUAUUUAAAUUUAUUAUUCGAAUGCGAAAUUUAUUGUUCGAAUUUAAUUGGCCAUAUAAUAUUAUCCUAGCCCGAGUACAGGAUAUGCACGCUAUCAAAAUCAAAGAUAAUCUCUAGUUCUUUGGCUGAUAAUCGUUAUCUAUAAGGAGACCUACUUCGCGAAUUAGCUUUAUUGAAUGAUCGAAAAAAGAAGUCCUUGGACUGACAUAUUAUUAUUAAGUGCGUUGGGUGCAAAUUGCAGAGUGCAUACCAAGGUUUUGGUAGACUGAGUAAUUGGUAGGUCAAAAGUCGAGAAAAAAAAAUCAGCGUGAAUAUCUUGUACUGGAGAAACUUUCUGACAUCAAAUUGAUCUCAGCUAAAAAGAUUUAUUAUUGAAAAGAUUUGAAAACUUGUGAUAAAUUUUCUAGAUAAUUUUUUGAAAUUUGAAUAAUUUUUUUGAAUUAAAAUAAUUUUCUAAUGCGUGAUUGCCACCGAGGUCAUGGUGCAGAAGGAGAAUUGUAAUAGUAGAGAAGACGAGCGUGCGCCGGCACUCGCGUAUUACAGUAUGCGUAUAAAAAAAUGUGUACGAUGAGUGUGGAGCAAGGAGUAUCUAGUGUAAACAAUAUACAUAUUAUUUUAGUAAAGUCGAGGGUACGAAAGAUAAAAAGGAAACAAAAAUUAGGCAAUACUAUUCAUUAUCUUAGGCCUAAAUGAAAUUCAAUUACAAAAUCUAAUAUGCUCAAAUUCAACAAAGUCUCACAAAUCCAAUGCAAGGGAAUGGUUAGCUUUGGAUAGGAUUGGGGAAGAGGGAGAUGAAUUAGGGGUGUAUAAAAGUAUAAAUUCUACCGGGUUUUUGAUGAAGAAAAAAAAGUAUGGUGUAUAGGUCCAUUGCGCGCGAAAAUUACAAACUAUAUUUUUAACUCUUUAAAAGUAAUAUUUUGAACUGUGUAUAUACAUAUUAUAUAUUCCUACGAUACUAACGCGAAACGAUAUUCUCACGUUCAGGUUUUAUAAGUCUUGCGACCUUAUAGAUAAAUCACAAGCAAAUCGGACAGUGGAAAAACUUUUAUACCAUUUUAAAGAAUCCUUUUGCAAGAUAUUUCAUUUUAUCCAAUUGUCUGUGUGUUUUACAUUCACCAUAAAGGCUCAAUCGCGAAAUUUAAAAUAUAUAUCGUUUUGCCUUACUUUUCUAGUUUCAAACACAUUUUACGAAAUCUUCCACAGUCCGAUUUCGUAACAAUUCAUCCGUACAAGUGAAAAGAACUCUAAAGUUGUUCACCGUAACAUAUUCAGGUCUUAAUCUCAGCGUAGAGGGAGAAGAUAAAUUGAUGUUUUAUCACGUAAGCGCAAGAAAAAUGCCAUUAUAUAGCUAAAACAUAAAAUGGAGCAAGUACAAAUUAUUGACGAAAAGAUAGAGCAGAGUUGCGUAUCGCAUUUACGUUUCGUAGAGCAAGAAAAAAAGUGAGGAUAGCUGAGAAUUUAAAUUACGUCUUUAAAAUUGCCUGUGACGUUCGCUCGACAAGGAAAAAAUUUAUUUAGACAAAAAUCCAAACUCCUUCGGACAUAUCUCUAAGCACGAAGUAUACCUUGAAAAUUAUACGAUUCUAGCAUUAGUAGCCUUCGUAAGCGGUGUGCAAACUCAAAGAAUUUCGUUAAAGUAUGAUAUUUAUGUACUAGAAAUAAUCUUCUUGUGCGGCUCGUACAUAAUGUGGAUAAAAAGCGAGAUUGGCGCAUGCCAGAUUGCGAGAUGUAUUGUAUAUUAAUCUUAAAUUAUUUUUUUCGGACUCCAAUCGUUAAUGAACGGUGGAAAACUUUUGCUAGUGAAAUUGUACCUAGUCAUUUUCGGAAAUUCUGUGAUUCUGUGAUAUUCGAUGGGAAAGGCAAAUCUAGAAGGGUACGAGGAGGAUACAAAAAUUAUAUUCCCGCAAAAAUUCCACAUUAUGACGACAGCGCAGAUUAUAUGUAAAAGCUAAAAAAGUAUGAAUUGGCUCUCAUAAUAUUGGGAAAUUCUGUGAUGUUCUUCAGUUUUAUAUACUAAGGAUGGAUACUGAGGUUGUUUAAAAAAACGUAUACGGAAUUACGUCGAUGUUUAGUGUUGUAUAAAUUUUAAAACGACUGCACAAAGAUCUUCCGACGGCUGAAGUGUAAGUUGGAAAUCACUGAAAAUCACGACAACUGAUCCGGUUGAUGUUAAAAAUACUUUUCUUUAAUCAAAAGCUGCAUUGGAAAAAAAUCGGUACGAUACCAAAGGAGAAUUGACUGUCUUUUGUUUUGUUUUGAAGGCGAUACCAAAGUUUAUAAUUAUAUAUUAUUAGGUCGAGGAAAAUGCACAGAAAAUUGUCUCAACGGGAUCAGUUUUCGUUGUGAGUCGUGGUUAAUUUGUACAAGUUUCGACUAACAUAUCUUUCCGGGAUACAUUUGACCCGCCGUCUGUUUAAACAUAAUUUAUAUCAAAGCGAAAUUAUAGCAAAGAUAUGUAAUAUAAAACCUAUGAUAUACUAAUGUGCCAACAACACCUUCAAAAUUGCAAGGGAAUUAGGUCUUUUACUAUUUACACUGAAUGUAGCUAGAAAUGCGUCAUAUCUUACAAAGAAAAACACGAUGACCAUUAUUGUCAUUGUUCUAACAAUUAUCGUCAUGGGCGUAGCGUUCAAAACAAAAAUUUAUUGUAUAAAAUAUUAAGGGACUCUUCGAAACCUAAUGCAUGGAUUCUUUCGUCUCAUACAUUAAGAGAAAAUCUCUGGGAAAGCAAAUAUUUUAAACUAAUCUAUUUUUAUUUGCAACUUUAUAUCGUAAAAUGUACAUAUGCAGUACCCUAAGGAACGGAAAAUCCGUUGCAAAUCCGAAAUGCGUUGACACGAACGAAUAGCUUUCGUAGUGAAGAACAAAAUGUUGCAAAGGUUUUGUUUUGUAAUUUGAGGAUUUGAUUGUGUUAUUAAUGAAACUUUACGUUUAAACGUUGACUUUGAGCUUUUGUUAAAGAGGAAUUCACUUGGCUUAGGAAGUUUUCUCUCACGCACAAUAUACUGACAUUUUUGGAAAUUAAUAUUUUGUUCGUUAAAUCCGAAACUUCCUUAUUGAAAAUUUCGGCAUCGCAAAAUACGUAGGAAACCACCUCAAAAACAACGUCGUAAAUUGGGAUGAUAAUUGACGUACUUUUUAACGACUAUUACGACAUCGUGACGUAAAAAAAAAAUUUUGCGUCCAUAGAGGGUUGUUUAUUUUAAAAAGUGUUUCGAAUUUUACAAAAAAAUUCGUAGAAACCUAAAACCAUAAUCGUCAAGUUCAUGAACGGCAUAAUAAUUAACAAAAUAGUUUUCUGCGUAAUUGGCUUAUUAGUUUAUUGCGACAUAUACAAUGUAAACAUAAGAUUCUAUUAAAGUUCAUUUGAGUGAACAACAUAAAAGUACAAACUAAGCGCUGGAUCUGAAAUGAACUUUGAGAAAAUCUUUUAUCUAGACUGGCAUUUUGUCAUCAUUGAGUAUUAAGCCAAUUUAUACCGAAAACUAUUUUGGUCAUGAUUAUGUGUGUUUUUCUAUUUUGUGUAUGGUUACAGGUUUAUAAGAAAUUUAUAUGAUAAAAUUCGCGGAACUUUUUUUUAUAAUAAGAAAGCUAUUUACAUCAAAUUGUUUACCAAGUCACCGACGUACGUCACGUCUUUGAAACUUUCAAUAAGGAUGGCCAGUUAAUAGUGAAUUCUCUUUCAUAUUGUAAUUUGAUUUUACAAAUAGCGGGCCUGAUGUUUUGUUGAAUUUUUAGAAAGUAACUCGGUAUGUAGGACGGUUAUGUUAAGUUGUUUUUGAAUAUGGAUUAAUUUGCGUUUGAGCCGGCAGCUGGUGAAGCUCAAGUUAAUUUUCCUGGCGCUGUGAAGAAACUAAUUUGAUAUGCGAAUUUACUUUCGAGAAGGCUGAUUUUUAUAAUUUUUAAAAUAUCAGUUUAAUGAAGGGAAUCAAAUUUAUUUGUAUUUGUUUUUUCCUUUUAUUCCUGAUUUAGAGGAAUCGACUGAUUAGACUGUUUUGAUUGGUUUAAAGUUUUCUUGUUGAUGUGAUAUUGACGUACCAAAGAGCAUUGGGAAAUUGUGUACCUUCUCAGACCACGUUUUGAUAUAAAAGGGUACGAUAUUUAAUGUAAUUUUCCAAUUUUUAGUGAAAAAUACUAUUCUCGAAAAUUAGAAUGAUACUAAAUUGUUUUUCUUCCAUUGACAUUUUUUGUUGUUGAAAUUUUCGCAUUACAGGUCUGAGAAUUUAUAAUUUAAAAACAAAAUCUUUUCCUUCAAGAGAAACUUUGUUUUCUUUAAUUUUUUUCAAAUCAAUAAUUCUUACUUUCGCUUUUAACAUUGAAAAGGGUAAAUGAACGAGCUAUAGAGGGAAAGAGAUCAACUUAAAAAAAUAAGGAAGUCAAAAAAACAAUACGUCUUCGAAUCGAAAGCUUAGGGAAUUUAAUUAUGAGAAAUUGUCAAAGAUAGGUGAGAAAGACUACUUAGAUUUAUUUUUAUUAUGUCUUCAAAAAGACUUUAAAUAUAAUAUUUAUAUUGUGCCAUAACUAAUAUUAACGAACCUUAAGUAUAAAGUAAUUGUUAUGAAAGUUUUUAAAUUUAUCGAAUGGGAAAAUUGCAAAAACACAGGUAUGGCUACUGUCUAUGGGUGUAACUAAUUGUACUGUAAUUAAGGAGUAGGCGUUAUCAUAAGUCAACUAUAUCAUCACGUUUACCGUAACAAGAGAAGUUAGAGUUUCAAACAAUCAUCUCUUCACCUAUCGUCUCUCACAUCAUGAUUUCAUGAUUUGUCCAGUAUAUCCUUAAUGAAAAUUAGUUUCACAGAAACUAAAAUACAUAUUGUUUAACAUCACGCAGGGUAUCAUCUCGUAAUCGUGCGAAAUUUAAUUUUCCCUGAUACGUCAAAGGACCAAAAACCACUUGUAGCUUAUUUAAGUGGAAAAACAACAUAUCAACAGUUGACCGAUAAUUUACACCCUCCAGGCAUUAUUGUUUAAUUUAGAUACAAACGCGUUUUUGAAGGAACUCUUUUUGCGAACUGAAAAUGACGGAAGCUAGGUAUAGAAAGCAGCAUAUCGAACGGUUGUCGGAGGAGAAAGAAGGAUACUAGUAUUUUAAUUUUACGUAUCGUGAAGUAUUCGGAGAGAGGUGGAAAGUAUUUGAAGGAUUUGAAAUGAGAAAACGAUUGCUUCAUAAUGACAACGAUUUUUCCUGUAAUAUAUAUUGUGUAUAAUUAACUCCUAUUCUCAACAAAGUUUUGAGUAAAUGAAAUCGUGAAAUAUUAUGAUAUUGUAAGAAUCCGCUCAGCUUGAAUCCUCUCUUCGAACUUUUGUACAUUAUUUCUUCGCACGAUCACGCCACUAUCAAUCAUAUCCAUAUUCAUCAUCACGUUUGUUUCACGCAACGUACUCUCCCUUUGGAGAAAUAUAAAUAUAACAAAUAGAUACAUACCUUAGGUUCAUCGAAAAUAGAACGUCUCGUGCUCUGAUUAUUCUUUACGUUUUAUCUUUAUUACAUCUUAAUUUUAAUAACUGAUUUCUUAUCAUCUACGCGAGUUGUAGUUCAAUUUUAGUUGAGAUACAUGUACGAUAGUGACUACGAGUCGAUGGCACGUUAUGUUAAUUUUUAUGUACAUACGUAUACAUAUUAUAUAUUAUAUUAUAUAUAUU
This is a messenger RNA of Belonocnema kinseyi, 8096 nucleotides long. It is a transcript of the gene br, whose product is annotated as broad-complex core protein. Gene Ontology annotation, cellular component: nucleus. The transcript is spliced from 6 exons. NCBI's taxonomy places the organism in Eukaryota, Metazoa, Arthropoda, Insecta, Hymenoptera, Cynipidae. The record is from RefSeq and is a predicted model, not a curated record. Gene Ontology annotation, biological process: regulation of transcription by RNA polymerase II. Bases 600 to 1991 code for a protein of 463 amino acids. Gene Ontology annotation, molecular function: protein binding.